Messenger RNA from Aureobasidium namibiae CBS 147.97, 1719 nucleotides. RefSeq lists its product as uncharacterized. The transcript has 4 exons. Lineage: Eukaryota; Fungi; Ascomycota; Dothideomycetes; Dothideales; Saccotheciaceae. Bases 1 to 1719 code for a protein of 572 amino acids. Gene Ontology annotation, molecular function: protein binding. The record is from RefSeq and is a predicted model, not a curated record.
AUGUCACUCAAACAAGAGAUUGAGACGUGGGUACGAGCUUUGGAGCAUUACGACUACAACGAAUACGAUGCUGCUCUCCGAGCAUUCAUGACGGUCGCAGACACAUCGAAGAUACUCUUCAACUGCGCCGUAAUACAUGCGACGCUAGGAGAGCAUACUCAAGCUGUUCAAUGUUAUCAGAGAGCAAUCCACUUUGACCAGUAUAUGGCCAUAGCCUAUUUCCAGCAGGGCGUCUCCAACUUUCUCCUGGGAGAUUUCGAGGAGGCUCUGGCUAAUUUCAACGACACGCUACUGUACCUCCGUGGCAACAGAUGGAUCGACUACGAUCAAUUGGGUCUCAAGUUCAAACUUCACUCUUGCGAGGCGCUCUUCAAUCGUGGUCUCUGCUAUAUCUAUCUUCAGCAGCGAAGUGCUGGUCUUCAGGAUCUGUUUUAUGCAUCCAAGGAGAAGGCUGUACCGGACCACGAUGUGAUCGACGAAGCGAUACGUGAACAGGCCGAGGGCUAUACUGUAUUCUCCAUACCAGUAGGCAUGCUGUACAGACCAAAUGAGGCCAAAGUCAAAAACAUCAAGUCCAAGAACUACCUCGGAACCUCAACUUUAGUUCGGGCACAAGAUAGAACUAAACAGGUCUAUCUGGAUCAUCGACGUAACCUGACCGCCUCGAGCUUUGCGAUAGACGAUCGUCCCGAGGAAAAGCUAUCAUAUGCGGCUAUCAAUCUCGUCAGAACCGGACUCGCAAGUCGCUCGCGUCAACAAUCAGAGCCACCUAUUCAGAGAAACAUGUUUCCACCUACUCCACCACCUGAAGCCGAAAGAGCGGCCCAGAUGGCGACAACGAGUACCAAACGCAGAUCGACCGAGAGCACAGCAAGCCUGCCGACAGGACUGCAUCAAAGCCGGCCAUCAACAUCUAAACCUGCGAAACUGGAUCUGGGACUUGCUGCUUUUGAAGCAUCCUCGUCAACAACGAGUCUGGUAAUAGAGAAGCCACGGCUGGGAACCCUAAGAUCUGCUUCGGAGAGACCCAGAGCGCGCGACCCUCAAUCUUCACGUUCAAAGCCACAGAGAAGACUUGAGAGCGAUCGGCAUUCGGACUCUUAUCAAACACACGAUGACACACACGUCCUACGACCGGAUGUAUAUACGCCGGAUACAGUGGCCUCGGCGGUGCGACAAGCACUCGCCGAGCCUGAGAAACUACAACCGACAUCCUUCAAUCAUCAACGCACGCGAUCAGGAGGGCAGUCCCUGCGCGAGUAUCCUCGCUCCAUCGCCGAAGAAGACGAAACAUCCGCACAAGAAGAAGAAGAAUCAAAAGAUAGUCAAACAUUCAAAGACGACCCUGCUCUCCAUGCUCUCCUCGAGACCACAAUCACAAACGCACUACCCUACGAGAUCACACCUACCAUCCCACCAGCACCACAACCUGCUCCCGCAGCCCUUCGCAAAAUACGCGUAAAGGUGUUUGCAUCAGAUACACGCUAUGUGAUGAUACAACCCGACGUUUCCUACGACGCCUUUGUAGAACAAAUACGCAAGAAGUUCGGAUACGCAGGUAAAGAAAGUUUCAAGAUGAAAAUGAAAGAUGAAGAGGGGGACAUGGUUACCAUGGGAGAUGAAGACGAUUUGGAAAUGUUGACGACGAUUGCGAAAGAACAGGCGGGUAGAGAUGGAGUCGAGAUGGGCAAGAUGGAAGUUUGGGUACAGGAGAUGUGA